AUGAGUAUUAAGCUGGUAGUUGGUGGGUUUUCUGUAAACGUUACUAGUGCAUACACUCCUCAGGUAGGUUUGGACCAUGAGGUCAAGAUGCAAUUCUGGGAGGAUUUGGACGAGAUGGUGCAUAGUAUCCCGCACACAGAGAAGUUGUUCAUUGGCAGAGAUUUCAAUGGUCAUAUUGGGGCUAGUGCUAGGGGUUAUGAUGAUGUGCAUGGCGGGUACGGUUUUGUGGAUAGGAAUGAGGGAGGUAAUUCACUGUUGGAUUUUUCUAGAGCUUGUGAUUUGGUUAUAACUAACUCGAGUUUUCCGAAGAGGGAAGAGCACCUGGUCACUUUCCGGAAUUCAAUAGGCAAGACUCAGAUUGAUUAUAUUCUCUGCAGGAAAUGCGAUAAAAGUCUUUGCACUGACUGUAAGGUCAUCCCAAGUGAGCACCCCACGACUCUACAUAGGCUGCUAGUUUUGGACCUGGAGAUAAAGAGGAGUAGGAGGAAGAGGGCGGGGUGUAGGCAACCUAAGAUCAAGGUAGCUGCUAGAGAGGUCUUAGGGGUCACAAAGGGCUCUCCUGGGGGUCAUAUAUGGGACUGGUGGUGGAAUGGAGAGAUUCAAGGUAAAGUGGAAGCUAAGAAAGCUGCUUAUUUGAAGCUAGUAGAGAGUACAAAUGAGGAGGAAAAAAGGACUUAUCCGGAGUGUUACAGAAAAGCAAAGAACGCGGUGUUUGCUCAUUUGUACGAGGAGCUUGAGGGCAAAGGUGGGGACAAGAGGUUGUACCAGUUGGCCAAGGUGAGGGAUAGGAAAGCCCGCUAG
Messenger RNA from Nicotiana tabacum (common tobacco), 801 nucleotides. The record is from RefSeq and is a predicted model, not a curated record. Lineage: Eukaryota; Viridiplantae; Streptophyta; Magnoliopsida; Solanales; Solanaceae.